Zootoca vivipara (common lizard) is the source of this 3238-nucleotide messenger RNA. NCBI's taxonomy places the organism in Eukaryota, Metazoa, Chordata, Lepidosauria, Squamata, Lacertidae. The record is from RefSeq and is a predicted model, not a curated record.
CUGGAAAGCGCCGGGAUGAUAAGAAACAGCCCCGAGACGGAGCUGCCGCAGAACCUGCCUUCCCAAGUCCCGUCCCAGCUGGCCAAAGUCGCCACCGCUCUCGCCAGUGACAACAAAACUUUGCCACCCGACGAAGUCAAGGCAAAUGAUUCCGAGAGGACCAAAGUUGGCAUCUGCAAACUCGCCCCCGUGCAAGACUCUACAGACCCUUUCCCUCUCAAGAACGCCCCCAGCGCAGGGAACACCCUCCAGGCCCACAUUGCCCCUUGCAAAAUCCCCCCGUUGCAAAGCACAGACGGGGAAGCUAAUCAAAGUAUUGGUAAGAGUACACUGGAGCAAAACAAUGCCAAGGGCGGUUGGGUGAACAUGAGCCAGAGCACCGUGGUCUUGGGCACAGAUGGGAUCACGUCUGUUCUCCCUGGGCGUGCGGAGGAGGAGGAUGAAGGGGACGAAAAUAAAGCCCGGGGAAACUGGUCUAGCAAGCUGGACUUCAUCCUCUCCAUGGUGGGUUAUGCAGUAGGGCUGGGCAAUGUCUGGAGGUUCCCGUACCUGGCCUUUAAGAAUGGGGGAGGUGCAUUUCUUAUUCCCUAUUUGACAAUGUUGGCUCUGGCUGGGAUCCCCAUCUUCUUCCUGGAGGUUUCUCUGGGGCAGUUUGCUAGUCAGGGACCCGUGUCUGUUUGGAAAGCCAUCCCUGCCUUACAAGGCUGUGGCAUUGCUAUGCUGAUUAUCUCUGUCCUAAUAGCCAUAUAUUAUAAUAUUAUAUUGUGCUACACACUUUUCUACCUUUUUGCAUCCCUUACACAAGUGUUACCUUGGGCUUCAUGUAACAAUCCAUGGAACACACCGGAUUGUAGAGAUAAAAACAAACUUUUAUUAGAUUCCUGCAUCAUUGGUGACCACCCCAAAUUACAAAUAAAGAACUCUACUUUCUGUAUGAGUGCCUAUCCAAACUUGACAAUGGUAAACUAUACCAGCCAUGUCAACAAAACCUUUGUCAGUGGCAGUGAAGAGUACUUCAAGUACUUUGUAUUGAAGAUUUCUGCAGGAAUUGAAUAUCCUGGUGAAAUCAGGUGGCCUUUGGCUCUCGCUCUCUUUCUGGCUUGGGCGAUUGUCUAUGCCUCUCUGGCUAAAGGAAUAAAGACAUCAGGAAAAGUGGUGUACUUUACUGCUACAUUCCCUUAUGUAGUGCUCAUCAUCCUACUCAUCAGAGGAGUAACUCUGCCAGGAGCUGGGAAUGGAAUAUUGUACUUCAUCACACCUAAGUGGGAGAAACUGAUUGAUGCUAUGGUGUGGAAAGAUGCUGCCACUCAAAUAUUUUUCUCUUUGUCUGCUGCAUGGGGUGGCCUGAUUACUUUGUCUUCCUAUAACAAAUUUCAUAACAACCUGUACAGGGACACCUUGAUAGUAACUUGUACCAACAGUGCCACAAGUAUAUUUGCAGGCUUUGUCAUCUUCUCUGUUAUUGGUUUUAUGGCAAAUGAGCUCAAAGUAGACAUUGAAGAUGUUGCCGACCAAGGUCCUGGGAUUGCCUUUGUAGUAUAUCCUGAAGCUUUAACCAGGCUUCCUCUUUCACCUUUCUGGGCUAUAAUUUUCUUCUUGAUGCUUCUAACACUUGGCUUGGACACUAUGUUUGCCACUAUUGAGACGAUAGUGACAUCUGUUUCAGAUGAGUUCCCAAAGUACUUACGUACGCACAAGCCUCUGUUUACUCUUGGAUGCUGUCUUUCCUUUUUCAUCAUGGGCUUUCCUAUGAUCACUCAGGGUGGAAUGUACAUGUUGCAGCUUGUGGACACCUAUGCAGCAUCCUACUCUCUUGUUAUAAUAGCCAUUUUUGAACUUGUUGGCAUUUCAUACAUUUAUGGCUUGCAAAGAUUUUGUGAAGACAUUGAGAUGAUGAUUGGAUUCCAGCCAAGCAUAUUCUGGAGAGUCUGUUGGGCUUUUGUGACCCCAACUAUUUUAACAUUCAUCCUUUGCUUCAGCUUCUACCAGUGGGAACCCAUGACUUAUGGCAGCUACCACUACCCAGGCUGGUCUAUGGUACUCGCAUGGUUGAUGCUAACUUGUUCUGUUAUCUGGAUUCCCAUUAUGUUUGUGAUAAAAAUGCACAUAGCUCCUGGCAGAUUUAUUGAGAGGCUCAAGUUGGUCUGCUCUCCACAGCCAGAUUGGGGACCAUUUCUGGCUAAACACCGUGGUGAACGAUACCAGAAUAUGAUAGACCCACUGGGAACGUCUUCCCUUGGACUUAAACUGCCACCGAAAGAUAUUGAACUGGAGACCCAGUGCUAGUAAUUCCCCCACUUGUGGCUAUGUUGUACAGCCCAUUCCUUUUAUCUUUCUUUUCUUUUCUUUCUUUCUUUCUUUCUUUCUUUCUUUCUUUCUUUCUUUCUUUCUUUCUUUCUUUCUUUCUCAUUGUCCCCUUUCCUCCUCACAGUGCCUGAAAGUGGUUGCUUAGAAAGUAAGAUAUACCGUUGCAUGCUUGUAGUAAAGAACUAGAUAGACCACUUUAAGUACUGGGUUUGGUUUUGACACACAGUGGUGCCCAGACAUACAUUCAUUGUGAAACAGUGACAAUCAGUCAGUUGCUUUGGGAAAUUGCUUCCGUGAGCGCUGGGCCAAUCCUACUUUAUCACACAAAUAGUUUUUGUUCUGCUGCAGUCAUAUGAGUGGGAUACAGGUUGCUGGCACCAUCUGGGAACACCAUGAGCACUGCCUCUGGUUUAGUUUUGCUGACAGACAAGUGGGUUGGCAACUAUAUGUUGUGCUGGGCAGAUACAUCCAUGGCUGCCAUCUUACUGUUGGUUUUCACACACAAAAAAGUGAAUGUGUUACCAAAACAACCAUCUAGAACAGAAGUACCCAUGGCCUACUUUCAUGACCUGCAAAAACCGGUAAAUAUAGGGGCUAAAAUGGCGGGGAAAAUUUACUAGGUUUGCCUGAGUGUGUCAGAAUCACAACAAUUUGUUUUCCUGCUCUGUGGUAAUUGAUUUUAAAGGACAUUAAAUUAGGCCUGGGAACCAUCUCUGGACCAAGUGUCUUAAUAUGUAAAAUUAUUGGAAUACAGUACUACAACUAAGUGGUUGGGCUGCCAUUUUGGCAAAUCCUUUUCAUAUCUAUUUGCCCCAGCCUACAACCACCCUAUUAUCUUAAUGGAAUGUGUGGCCAUAACCAGGGCCAGCUCUAGGUAGAGUCCUGGUGGUGCGGGGUGCCGGGCCGGUAGGCGGGGCGCUGUGCGGCGAAG